Messenger RNA from Racocetra persica, 603 nucleotides. The record is from the annotation of a GenBank genome assembly. Lineage: Eukaryota; Fungi; Glomeromycota; Glomeromycetes; Diversisporales; Gigasporaceae.
AUGUUGAUGCAAGCAAGACCUCAUAUAAAAUGUUUAGGAGGCGGAGCCAAGGAAAAAUACCCUGAGUUAGAGGAGUCUCUUAUUGAUGGAAGUACUCAUCAACGAACAACUACUUCGCAAAGAUUACCAGAAGAUAUGAUUGAAUUGCAGCAUGAAUUCUUAUCUUAUGUAUUAUACAAACGAAUUCAACAUAAUUAUGAAUUAAGGUUGAUAGGCACGUUAAUGAAACCCCUUACUAUGAAUCUUUCAGGGAAUUUAACUAUUGAUGAACAUAGUAAUCGUACAAUUAAUAUUUUAACAACAGGCCAUGAAAAAUCACAUUUUAUUGUAGUUCCGGCUUGUAUAUCUAAUGGAAUAAAAUUACCUCUGUUGGUUAUUUUUAAGUUCAAAAAUAUCCCAUGUAGAAAUUUUCCUUCUAAUGUUAUUGUAAGAGCACACUCGACUGGUUGGAUGAAUGAAACUAAGAUGAUAUGGUGGAUUCAUAAUAUUUGGUCAAACCAACUGCCCUUAGAAAAUCAAGAAAAUAAUCCAUUCGCUAAUGAUAAUGUAUUCAUUGAUGAAGAAAUUGGUGACAACCAUUAUGAUGAAAAUGAAUUAAACCAU